AUGAGUGUGUUUGCAGUUUUGGUGAGUUUUUCGGCGGCAUUGGGUUGUUACGCUUUAUCCGUGGGUUGUUGUUAAGUUUAAAAAAGCAUUUUUUUUGUUUUUGUUAAUAUUGCAUUUUUGCACAAUUUUUUAAAUAUAUCAUAACGAAAUUCUUAGUAAUAUAUUAAAUAAUAAAAAAGGAUUAAUAUGUCUGUGAAAACUUUACUACCAGCCAAUAAGGGAAUGCUCGGAUCAGCAGUGAGCUUGAGCACAAGACGUGCCAAAUCAUGGUUCGCUGGUGUACAGAUGGGACCACCUGAUGCUAUUUUAGGUGUAACAGAAGCUUUUAAACGUGACACUAAUCCAAAAAAAAUCAACUUAGGUGUUGGAGCCUAUCGUGAUGAUGAUGGUAAACCAUGGGUACUACCCAGUGUACGCAAAGCUGAAGAACGCAUUUUAAACAAGAAGUUGGAUAAAGAAUACGCAACCAUCAUUGGCAUCCCCGAUUUUUAUAAUAAAGCCAUCGAACUGGCUUUGGGAAAAGACUCACAACGCUUAAAGGAGAAACACAAUGCAACGACACAAGCUAUUAGUGGUACAGGAGCUCUACGUGUUGGCGCUGCUUUUCUUAGCAAAUUCUGGGAAGGCAAUCGUGAAGUCUAUGUACCUACACCAACAUGGGGUAAUCAUACACCCAUUUUUGAACAUUCCGGCCUAACUGUCAAAAAAUAUCGUUACUACGAUUCCAAAACUUGUGGUUUGGACUUCAAAGGCUGUUUGGAAGAUAUCUCUAAAAUACCUGAAAAUUCAAUAGUACUUUUGCAUGCCUGCGCACAUAAUCCCACUGGUGUUGAUCCAACCAAAGAGCAAUGGCGCGAAUUAUCACAAGUGAUAAAGAAGAAAAAUCUUUAUCCUUACUUCGAUAUGGCUUAUCAAGGUUUCGCUUCCGGUGAUGUUGAUCAUGACGCACAGGCAAUACGCAUUUUUGAAGCUGAUGGCCAUCAAUAUUGCUUAUCUCAAAGCUUUGCCAAGAAUAUGGGUCUCUACGGUGAACGUGCUGGAGUCUAUUCAGUCAUUUGCGCUAGUAAAGAGGAAGCAGAUCGUGUUAUUUCUCAAAUAAAAAUUUUGAUUCGUGCAUUGUAUUCCAAUCCACCAGUACAUGGAGCACGUAUCGUAGCAGAAAUUUUGAAUGAUAAAGACUUGCAUAGCAUUUGGUUGAAGGAUGUCAAAUGUAUGGCUGAGCGUAUUAUUAACGUACGUGCACAACUUAAACAGAAUUUAAUUGAUUUGGGCUCUUCACGCUCAUGGGAUCAUAUCACCAACCAAAUUGGUAUGUUCUGUUACACUGGCAUGACUGCCGAUCAUGUUGCACGCCUAUCGAAAGAGUUUAGUAUUUACUUGACGAAGGAUGGACGCAUUUCAAUGGCUGGCGUUACCAGCAAAAAUGUUGGGUAUUUAGCACAGGCAAUGCAUGAAGUUACCAAGUAAACACAAUCCUCUGGGAUUGAAAAAUUACACCCAUUUUAAAUAAAAUUUAAUUAUCACUGCAUAGCAAUAUAUUAAAUUUUAUGCGAAAAUAUGUAGCGCACAUUGUACUUGUUGUAUGACUUGUAAAUUAGAAACAAUCAAACAUACUGUCCGAUUUUAAAAUUUUUUCUUUGUUUUUUUUGUUGU
This is a messenger RNA of Teleopsis dalmanni, 1653 nucleotides long. RefSeq names its product aspartate aminotransferase, mitochondrial (gene Got2). The coding region runs from base 187 to 1467 and encodes 426 amino acids. Gene Ontology annotation, molecular function: L-aspartate:2-oxoglutarate transaminase activity; pyridoxal phosphate binding. The transcript is spliced from 5 exons. NCBI's taxonomy places the organism in Eukaryota, Metazoa, Arthropoda, Insecta, Diptera, Diopsidae. Gene Ontology annotation, biological process: biosynthetic process; L-aspartate catabolic process. Gene Ontology annotation, cellular component: mitochondrion. The record is from RefSeq and is a predicted model, not a curated record.